Molecule: messenger RNA, 5591 nt
Organism: Loxodonta africana (African savanna elephant)
Lineage: Eukaryota; Metazoa; Chordata; Mammalia; Proboscidea; Elephantidae
Product: sialic acid-binding Ig-like lectin 11
Exons: 5
Coding region: 598-1350 (250 amino acids)
Biological process (GO): cell adhesion
Cellular component (GO): plasma membrane
Molecular function (GO): sialic acid binding
Source: RefSeq, a predicted model, not a curated record
CCACCUGUGGAAGGAGAAGUAGGAAGAGGCAGGCAAUCUCACAGGAACCUUGGGCUGCUGAGCUUCCUCUUCUGUGGACAGUCCCUGUCCCUCCCUGCCUGGAGCUUUCUGUUGGCGCUUCCUUCCCAGACAGACAGAUGGACCCAGAAGCCAGAGGGUGCCAGGUCCAGCUCCUCCAACUGCAGAGAUGACGCUGCUGCUGCUGCUACUGCUGCCCCUGUUGUGGGGGAUCAAGUGUGUUGGGGGCCAGGGGUACCAGGCAGGGGCUGGGGCUCCCACUAAUCUUUGGUCUCCCAAAGGGUCCUGGGGUCUGGAUGACAGAUACCAGCUGCAGGUGCAAAAGUCUGUGACAGUGCAGGAGGGCCUGUGUGUCUUCAUACCCUGCACCUUCUCCUACCCCACACCCUACUGAGAAUCUCUAACCCAGUUCUGGGCUCCUGGUUCCAGAAAGUGGCCGGUAACAUCAAUCACAACUCGGAUGCUCCAGUGGCCACAAACGACCCACAUAGGGAAGUAAAAGAGGAGACCAAAGGCCGAUUCCAGCUCCUUGGGGACCCCUGGAAUGGGAGCUGCUCGCUGGUGAUCAGAGACGCACAGAUGAAGGACACGGCAGCGUACAUCUUUCGGGUGGAGAGAAACUAUUACGUGAAAUUUAGUUUCGUGACACACCCACUGUCCUUGGAAGUGACAGGCCUGACACAGAAGCCCAGUAUCUACCUCCCUGAGACCCUGGAGCUGGGGCGCCCAGUGACACUGCUCUGUGUGUUUCCUGGGAACUCUGAGGGCUGUCCAGCCCCCACAUUCUCCUGGACGGGGGCCGCCGUCUCCCCCCAAGGAGUUGGACCACGAACUUCCCUCUUUUCGGAGUUCACGCUCACACCGAGACCCCAGGACCACGACACCGAGCUCACCUGUCGAGUGGACUUCUCUAGAAAUGGUGUGAGCACUUCCAGGACCAUACUACUGAACGUGACCCCAGGGGAACGUGAGCGUGGGGGAGAAUUUGUUCAGGCGGCCUUCAUGGGAGCUGGCCUCACCACCCUGCUCUUUCUCUGUCCCUGCCUCAUCUUCCUCAUAGUGAAGCCCCGGAAGAGGAAGGCAACCAAGACAGCAGCUGGAGUAUUGGAUGUCCCCUCUGUCUUGGGCACCAUUGCGUGGGGUCACCGGCAGGAAUCCCGGCCACGUGGCCCCCCAGACUGCCAACCUCGGGCUGUGGCCCCCCGCACCUCAGGAGAAGAGCUGGAACUCCAGUACGCCUCCCUCGUCUUCCAUGGGCUAAGGCCCUGGGAGCCUCAGGGCCAGGAGGGCACCAGCACCACUGAGUACUCGGAAAUCAAGACCUGCCAGUGACUUGCAUGAAGAAGACAUAUGAGACUAUGUGGGAGCUCCUGUCUGCAGGGGAGAUGAGAAGGCAGAGAGGGUCAGAAGCUGGAUGAAUGGGCACAAAAAAAGAGGGUGGAGAGAAGGAGUGUGCUGUCUCAUUAGGGGCAGAGCAACUAAGAGUAUAUAGCAAGGUGCAUAUAAAUUUUUGUAUGAGACUUACUUGAUUUGUAAACUUACACUUAAAGCACAAAAAAAAAAAAAAAAAAAAAAAAGAUCCACCAGGGAGGACUCUCCCAGAGCCCAGUUCUGGCUGGAGGACCCAGGGCUUCCCUGGGAUGGGACACUUCAAGGGGAUUCCUGAAUCAGCAACUCUUCACCCGAACAGAAUAUAACUACUUAUGUGUGUGGCACAAGGGUUAAGGGCUGGGCUCUUAACUGAAGGUCAGAGGUUCAAACCCACCAGCCUUGGAAAUCCAUGGGACAGUUCUACUCUGUCCUAUAGGGUUUCUAUGAGUCAGAAUUGACUCGACAGCACCUGUUAAGAACAACAUGGGAAUGUCACAGUGUGGGGAUGGGCAGAACUGGGCUCAGCUCUCAGCCUCAUCAUCAACUAAGAGCAGGAGUUUGAACAAAUCACCUCAGUGCUCAGUUUCCUCAUCUGUCAAAUGGGCACGAGAAACUGAAAUCACAGGGUUGUUGUGAGGAGUCAGAAAGUAAUUACUGUGAUGCAUCUGUUAUGGACUGAAUCGUGCCCCCCACAGCAUGUGCUGGUAUCCCGACCCCUACACCUGUGGAGUGAGCCCUGGUGAUGCAAUGGUUAGGGGUUAGGACAUUAACAUAACUUUAGGGGGCAUGACUCAAUCCAUAACACUGGGGAACCCAACCUGUGACACGCUAUUUAAAAAUAAUAAAGGUAACUCUAAUAAUAAUACACAUUUGAAACUCAACUAUUUAGGAAUAUGCAUCAAUGAAAUCGUUACAGAAUAAAGUUUAACUGUGGAAAAAAGUGUACUAAAAGUGUACCCCACUCAGACAAAAACUUGUACAUCAAUAUUCACAGCAGUACUAUUCAUAAUAACCAGUAAGUGGAAACAACCCAAAUGUCCAUCAACUGAUGAGUGGAUAAACAAAAUGCGGUCUAUCCACACGGUGGAAUAUUACUCAGCCAUAAAAAGGACUGAAGUAGUGAUACAUGCUACAACAUGGGUGAACCUUGAAAACACUAAGUUAUGUGAGAGAAGCCAGUUGCAAAAGGCUACACAUUGUGUGAUUCCAUUUAUAUAGAAUGUCCAGAAUAGGUAAAUCUAUAGAGACAGAAAGCAGUUUACUGGCUGCCUAGGCCUGAGAGGAAUUGGGGGUGGGGGUGGGUUGGAGGGUGCUACUUAAUGGGUACAAGUUUUCUUUUUGGGGUGAUGAAAAUGUUCUAAAAUUGACUGUGGUGAUGGUUGUAGUACCCUGUGAACAUACUAAAAACCAAGACUUGUACACAUUUAAAUGAGUGAAUUGUGUAUUCUGUGACUGAUAUCUCAUCGAAGUUGUUAUUUGAAAAUUCUAAUGUUUAACCCGUCCCUUAUAUUUAAUGACUGCCUUUUUUUACAAAAAAUAGUGUUUUACUGUGUUUUCGGUGAAGGUUUACACAGCAGUUUAGGUUCCCAUUCAACAAUUUCUGCACAAGUUGUUCAGUGGCAUUGGUUACAUUGUUUGCAAUGCAUGAACUUCCCCGUUAUUUCUGUUCUGGUUGUUCCAUUUCCAUUCAUCUAGUUUCUCUGCCCCCUUACAUUCUCAUUUUUGUUUUAAAGUAAUUGUUGACUCUUUGGUCUCAUGUAGGUGAUUUUUUAAAGGAUCCCAGUACUUACAGGCUAUAUUCAUUAUUUUUUGAGCCAAUUUGCUAUUUAGCUACCAGGUGACCUCAGGAGUUAGUUUCAGUUCAAAGUUUGAAGAGUAUCUCAGGGCAAUAAUUUCUGGGAGUCCUCAGUGUCAACCAGCCCAGGAAGUCUGGUUUUGUUUUUAGGAAUUUGAGGUUCUGUUCCACAUUUUUCUCCAUUCUGUUAGGGUCCAUCUACCAUGGCCCUGAUUAGAAUGGUUGGUAGUGGUAGCUGGGCACCAUCUAGUUCUUCUGGUCUCAGGAUACAUGAGGCUGUGGUUUGUGUAGACUAUUUGUCCUGUGGACUACUUUCUUCUGUGGGUGUUUGGCUUCCUUCUUUCUCUUUUGCUCCAGUCAAGUAGAGACCAAUAGUUGUAUCCUAGAUGGCCACUCACAAGCUUUUAAGAAGGAGUGCCUUUUUAUUUUGAAAUAACCCUAGGGUCACAAUGAGUAGCAAAGAAAAGUAUAGAGAGGUCCUGUUCACCCUUCACCCAGCCUCCCCAAUUAUUACUAUUUUGCAUAAGAAUAGUGCAAUAUCAAGACCAGUGAUUCAAUAUUGGUAGAAUCCAUAGAGCUUAUUCAGAUUUGACAAGUUAUGUAUGCACUUGUUUGUGUGUGUUUGUGUGGUGUGUGUCUGUGUAGCCUAUCAUCCACCAGAGGUGAAUGUGAACUGCUUCUAAUCCUCCUUCUUGGUAAGUAUGUAAAGAAUACAUUCACCAGAUCCAUAGCCACGUUCUGUGUUACCAGAGCUGAAUUAAUCUGUUCUAGUAAAGGUGGCGAAGUGGUUAAGAGCUCAGGCUGUUAACCAAAAACUCAGCAGUUCGAAUCCACCAGCCACUCCUUGGAAACCCUAUGGGGCAGUCCUACUCUGUCCUAUAGGGUCACUAUGAGUCGGAACCGACUUGACAGCACAACAACAACAACAGUGAAGAUACCACUUCCGCCACAGUAGCUGCCACUGUCCCUACCAAUAGAGUUCGUAGUAGUCACCUCUCUUCUGCCACAACCAGUUGGGCUUAUCCAGGGAGGCAUCUUUAUCUCCUGCCUCUUGUUGCUGUUAGUUGCUGUCAUGUUGGCUCUGACUUAUGAUGACCCCAUGCACAAUGGAAUGAAACAAUGGUUCUGCACCAUCCUCACGAUCACCAGUGUGCUUGAGUCCACUGUGGUGGCCACUGUGUAUUUUGAGCACCUUCCAACCUAGGAGGCUCAUCUUCCAGCACGAUAUUGGACAAUAAUCUGCUGUGACGCAUACGGUUUUGUUGGCUCAUUUUUGGAAGUAGAUUGUCAGGCCUUUCUUUCUAGUCUGUCUUAGUCUGGAAGCUCUGUUGAAACCUGUCCACCAUGGAUGACCCUGCUGGUAUUUGAAAUACUGGUGGCAUAGCUUCCAGCAUCAUAGCAACAUGCAAGCCAGCUGUCAUGGAUUGAAUUGUGUUCCCCCAAAAGAGGUGUCUGCAUGAAAGUUUACAUAGAUAGAUGAAAGAAUGAGUAGCUGUCUGAAAGGUUGACAGGAAUGAAUGGGUGGAUGGAUGAAUGAAGAAAGGCUGGGUGGAUGGAUGGAAACAACUGGGAGCUAAAAUUUUCCUGGAGGAACUUGUUUGGCAGACACUAGACUCCCCCAGCUCAAAUCAAACGAUUUAUUAUCAAAGCACAGUGAUGGAGAUGGUAGGUAGGGUCCCUGCUGGGGGGCCAGCCCCACUCCCGCCCAUGUGUCUGAUGUCUCCUCCAUCCACACCCCCAGCAGCUGGCUGGAGAUGAGGGCUGAAAGGAUAGGACAGUCAAAAGGAGGAGAUUCGCAUUGUCUGGGGUGUAUCUGUGGGUUUCCUGAGGCUAACUGGGAUGCAGAGCACCACCUAAGGAAGCAGCAGGACGGCACAUUGAAGGUUCUGUCUAGAAGCUCAUCUGUGAUUAAACAGCAGGCCGUGAGUCACAUUUCUUCUUUUGUCUAUGUCAAACUAUGGGUUCUGGGAAGUUCUGGAAAGUUCUAGGAGACAAUAAAAAUGGUUGUUGGUAUCUUGGUCAUUCAAGGAACACCCUUGAGGCCCCUACUUCAUGACAGGCCCUUUGCAGGGACUGAGGACACUGCCAUAAACAAGAGGGACAAGAAGCCCUCUUGGAGUUUCCAAUUUGGUGGAGACGCUGAAAAUUCAACAAACACUUCUUGGCUGGGACAAGGCGAUAUGGUGAGAGAGCGGGUGGGUGGGAGGUGAAGAGACACUUCACUGGGGUGAUCAGGACAACCUUAGGGUCCAACAGCUGAGUUUGAGAAGGCACAGCCCAGCAAAAACAAAAGGGGAAAAACAUCUCAGACAGCGGGACCAGCAUGUGCGAAGCUUCUGAGGUGCGAUUGAGCUUGGUCUAGUCUAGAAACCGAGAGGAGGGUGGUGUGGGCAGUGCAGAGUGGACA